Molecule: messenger RNA, 2124 nt
Organism: Eimeria tenella
Lineage: Eukaryota; Apicomplexa; Conoidasida; Eucoccidiorida; Eimeriidae
Exons: 8
Coding region: 1-2124 (707 amino acids)
Source: RefSeq, a predicted model, not a curated record
AUGAUGAUUCAGGUGGCAGCCCUUUUAAUUGCCUCAGUUUGGCAAUCGACGUGGGCGAGCGAAGAAGGAAGUCUAGCGACAACCUCGCUAAAUUCUCCGCAAGACUACCAUUUAGGCCGAACUCAAAGCCUCAACCCCUUAUCUCAUCGCUUCUCUGCACCUGAAUUGGCACCGCACCUUCUGCUGAAUGAUGCUAAGGUUGCUCUUCCUGAUUUAAGUUCCUCGAGGAGGAGAGCUCACAGAAGCCUUUCAAAGGGAAUUGCUGGACGUUUAAAAGAUAUAUUCUCCAAAAUCAAAAAGUUUUUCAGCAAAGAAUCUCUGCUGCAGAAGGCACAAGUAGACGGUGCCAUUGAUGCCUACGUAGCAUCACCAGAGGGCUCCAGUACUCUGGUUUGCGUGGUAGCACAUACUGAAGAUGAGGCAAGGAAAAAAGGCUCUAAAUUUUGCGCAAAGUUUAAGGAAGAGCAUAUAAGAGAAAUAUGCAACAAAUACGUCGACGAAGCCAUUUUUAUACUGAGGGCUGCAGCAGAAAAAUGCAGCGCACCCGUAAAAGGCGACUGCCUCCUUCAAAACCUCCGCUUACCCAUUGUUCAUCCCCUUCUCACUGAGAGAACAGGCCCUUCUGAGUACCACUUGAAGGACGUCAGUAUUCCUUCUUUUUCUCCUGAGGAAUUCUCUGAGUCAAGCCGCUGGGAACAAAUCACGAAGCUUGAGGGUCUCUAUUCCGCUGACUCCCCAACACGUUGGACUCUCCACGAGAGGGUCAAACGAGAAAGCACGCGGUUAAGCGAAAAAGCGGCGAAAAAAAGCAAGAAGCAAAGGGACAAAGAUUUGUAUUUUUGGAGAGCGUGGCAGCUGGUGGCUCACCUGCUUGGCAGCAAGCCACACGUGGACACGUUGCUGGUCCGUUUAGUUCUACUUUUUCUCUCUUUCAAGAGCUGCUCGAAGAAGAAGAUAGUACUCACCAUCAAGGGUAGAAGGGAAAGAGCCGCUGCUUCGGAUACGAGACGGAAAGCGCUGCUAAGUGCAUUUGCUGAGAGUCUGCACAUCCGAGACUGCGCAGCAAAGCAGGAGGAAUUCAACUGUCAAGUUCUGUCCCACUUUGUCGCUUUAGACUCACAUUUAAAAGCUCAACUGCAGCCAUUAAAUGACAUUAAUGUUCCUAAAGCUACUAUACCGGCUUUCGCACUCAAAAAAGAGGAAUCAAAUAUUUCGAACCUCAGCGGUGCAAAGCAACUCACAGAGGAAAUCGAAGAAGAUUUGGAGGCAGAUGUAACCUACGCAAAUACAGUGGCCGCGUCCGUGGGAUCGAAAUUAAUGGACGUAAUUGCCAAGUCGCGUAUGGCCCGAGUGCUCAUGGCUUCGAUCGUGAGCGGCGUCUUGCGCUUUGUGGAUUCGUUCAGAGGCAGCAAGAAGAGCAAGACAGAAUCCGCCUCCAGUGCAAGCAAGGCGUCAAAAAUCGUAGCAGCAACAGCACAACCAAGUGCUCAAGCAAGCAGCAAAGCCACAAUUGCUGCUAUCGCCUACCUGAUGGGUGCUUCACGAGCUGCCUCAGUUUACCUCAUGACUGCGAAAAAUGGCCUCGCCGAGCUGCAGGCUGCCAUUGUGCAACGUGUGCUGAGGAGUAGACUAAUGAGAGAGAGAGCAAAACAAAAGCCAAAGGUUUCCAUUAAAGACAGACUGAAAAACAUACGUAAAUCCGACCGAAAGGAAGCAGGAGCCCAAUCAUUCCUUCUGUCAUCUUCAAAACUCUACCCCGAGAAAAGUUUCAAGAAAAUAUCAGCAGCGGCUGCUUGCGGUAGGCUCUGCAAGCUAAUAAGUGCCUCGUAUCUGCAGUCCGUUGAAGAAGCGCAGGGCAUUGGCACAACAGGAAAGUUGCUGCUAGCUGGGGGAGCGUUUCUCUUCAUCGGCAUAUCUAUGUUGGGUACUAUGGUCCCUGGGGGUCUAGUCGCAGGCCUUAUAAUUGCGGGUGUUAUUGCUCUUUUGAUCCCCUUAAUCAAAAGGGUAAUGGAAUUUUUAUCCGGUCGCGGUGGUGGCAAAGCCGCAGAAGGAGGAGAAGAGGAGGAACUAAUGGGGGGGGGUGAAGCAGAGCCAGAGCCAGCUCAGGAAGAGGAAGAGGAGUAG